UGAUAAGACCGGAAGGGGUUAAAGGGUAAGGUUCACGAGUUAGCAGAAAGCCUGCACACAUCAGCGCGCGUCACUCACCAGCUCCUCAGUUUGUGUGAGCUCGUCCCGGGGAGACCACGGCACAUAGAGCGCUCCACUAAGGUUGUUCACGCCACUAUGCGGGGCCCGCGGGCUCUGCUGGCUUUAGCGGUCCUCUGCGUCCUCGCCCCCUCUGUCCUGGGCGUCCGCUGCUCCCGACCCGCGUCGUGGUCGGUGGAUGGCGUGCGCCCGAUGGAGCAGUUGCGCGGCAAUGUGACGUUGGUGGCGCUGCUAAAGGCUAGCUGAUCCUUCUGUAGAACCCAGGCCGCAAGUCUGGAAGUUCUCCGGGGUUUGUUUGCUGAUCACAACAUGCCCGACAUCAACAUGAUCAUCAUCAACGCCUACGACAACGCCUCCCUCGCCCUGUACAACGAAUUCGCCAGUCUGGUCACCUUCCCCGUGUACCAGGACACCCCACAGCUUGGACUCUGGGAACGGGUCUACGGCGGCCACAAGGACGAUUUCUUCAUAUUUGACAGAUGUGGACAAGAGACCUACCAUAUCCAGUUUCCGAUGACCUACCUUCAGUACCACUACACCCAGAGUGCUCUCAUUGCAACCUACCGGGACAGCCCUUGCUACUGUCGGCUCAACUCCCGGCACCAUCAAGGUCAACAAGGUCAACGAGGUCAACGAGGUCAACGGGGUCAACAAGGUCACGGCCACGGCCAGUCCUCCUCUCGUCAUCAUUCCAACUCUAAUCAUCAGAUGCAGGGAGAUGAUCCUACAGUACAACGUGUGCCCUCCAGAUCUCCCAGAUGUCAAGACCUUUUGUGUAGGAUUCUCAGAAGACUGAGACGUCAGAACAGGCUUAACCUGAACAGAAAUAGCUAUUCCCAUCGCCACAGGCAGCACUGAGCCUGCCCCAACUCCCCUUCCACGACCCUUGUACCCACCCAUGAUUGUUUGUGCUCCUCGCAGGAGUCGAGCCGCAGAUGAUCGUGUUACCAGCAGCUGACUGACCUCGGUGACAGUCGUCCUGUGGGCUGGAGGUGUUCCUGACAUCACCCAUCUGCAGUUCUGAGGGACAGAUGUCUCUGUCAGUCCUGCAGACAUCAGUCACGCCAAUCCAAACCCUGACGUCUUGAGAACAGGUGACAGUGACGUCAGCAGAGUGAUCUGUCACUGAAACGUUGUCAGUGACCGUCAGUCACAGAAUCUAGGUGCAGCUGACCAUCCUUUGGCGACUGUGAGUGCCGUUUUAGACAUGACACUUGAUCAUGAUCUUCAACGGUUGCCCGUCGCUGAAACUGCCCUAGUGGCCCCGAGUGCUGACAGUGUCUCGAAGGAGGUCGGGACUGUCAGUGACCAAGGUCCGGAUCUGCUUGACAGUGACCAGGUACUGGGUCUUCCUGACAGUGACAGCUUCAGACAUCUGAUAGGUCACCCUCAUCCUGACAGUGACCAACUGGGUUGGGGGGUACCUGACAAUGACAACAUAGCUCAGGACAAAAUCCAUCGUCUUGACAAUGACCUUCAGGUCUAGGGUCCCCUUGACAGUGACAAGGGCAGGUCGCUAGUGGUGCAGGUUCAUUGUACCAGUGACAGGCACAUGAGUCAGGUUCAGUUUCCUGACAGUGUCAGACUCAGCAACAGUCCUGAGACUGACCAUCUGGACUGGCAGGUUCUUGACAAUGACAAGGGCAGUCCAGUUCUUCUUCCAUCUCCUGUUCCUGACCGUCUGGUUUAGAAUCCUGACAGUGACAAGGUCACAACUCAGGUGUGUCCUCUCCAUCCACCUGAGUGUGAUCGGAGAGCGGCAGGUCCACCUCCCGAGUCACGUGACAAUGACCUCUCCGAUGACUUCCCUCUCUGGGUGCUCCUUGACAGUGACCCAUAGGAAGAGGCGCUGAAUGACAGUAGUCUGUCACUAGCUUCCACUUGCCAACCAUAUACUUCCUCCUCUAAAUAAUUGUUGAUUCCAAACGAUCCUAUCCCUGAAAUUGAAAGCAAAUGUCACACAUAUAUAAGUUUGUUAUCAACAGUUGUCCUGUAUCUUUCUCCUCUUCCACUAUGAACUUCUUAGCUGUCCAGAAAGAGGCCAGUGUUAAUGAAAGCAUUUGGGAUAAAACCUGGCGGUCUCCCAAUGAAGGAAGUGAGAACUGGGGUAUCGCUGGACGUCUAGGGACAACAUAGGGCAGAGAUCAUCCAUGUUGCAUUACCAUCAAUCUUUGUAUUCAUCUUUCAUCACAAGGUGGGGCACAUUACAAAACACAUAAAACUUUCAUCAGACGAGUGAGUGGUAGUGAACAUAUAUUUGUUAAAGUGUUUUUUCUGCUUUGUCCUGUGCCUCUGUUUUGACAUGAUCUGAUUAUCAAUGUGUGUUUAAGUAUUUGUGGGUGGUUUUAUUCAAAGGAUGUGAAAUAAGUGUAGAACCUUACCCUUCAAUGUCAUCAAAAAAUUGCAUUCCAAAUUCCAAAUUCCAAAGAUGACCAACUAUCAAGUGUUGGUCUUAAUCCUACUGGACCAUUUCAAUGUUUUGUGUGAGGGACAUAUUUGGGUCAGGUUGCAACAUUUGUGUUGUAGUAUCGGCAACUCAUGAAACUGUAGCUAUUGACUUCUACCGAAAAUGAGAAGCCAUUACAAAACUUGGAAAAGCGUAGUGGUUUUGAUCAACUGGUGAGAAUGCAAUAGAUACAGACUCGAGGUUUUGUGUGAGUUUAUGAAUAAAACCAUUUGUCCUUA
Molecule: messenger RNA, 2763 nt
Organism: Haliotis rufescens (red abalone)
Lineage: Eukaryota; Metazoa; Mollusca; Gastropoda; Lepetellida; Haliotidae
Product: selenoprotein Pb-like
Exons: 4
Coding region: 388-936 (182 amino acids)
Biological process (GO): selenium compound metabolic process
Cellular component (GO): extracellular region
Molecular function (GO): selenium binding
Source: RefSeq, a predicted model, not a curated record